Pieris brassicae (large cabbage white) is the source of this 1939-nucleotide messenger RNA. Its product is annotated as cysteine sulfinic acid decarboxylase. Gene Ontology annotation, molecular function: pyridoxal phosphate binding; carboxy-lyase activity. Gene Ontology annotation, biological process: carboxylic acid metabolic process. The coding region runs from base 179 to 1627 and encodes 482 amino acids. NCBI's taxonomy places the organism in Eukaryota, Metazoa, Arthropoda, Insecta, Lepidoptera, Pieridae. The record is from RefSeq and is a predicted model, not a curated record. The transcript is spliced from 9 exons. Gene Ontology annotation, cellular component: cytoplasm.
UGAUAUAUAGAAUUAUAAUAUAUUCCAAGGUUAAAAUAUACAGAUACACAGUGUCAGUAACCAAUCAAGGAAAUUUAUACUUUAGUUCAGAUGACUUAUAAUAUUAUGUACAUAUUUCCUUCAUAGGUAGGAAACGCGUUGUUUUCAAGUACGUUUGACCAAACAACACCUAUGUUGAAUGAUGGAGGAGAAAAGAUUUCUUGACAGAGUACUGAAGAUUGUCAAAGAUGAAACAGCUUCAAAUGUACCACUUAUCGAGUUCAAACAUCCGAAGGAGUUAGAGGAAAUACUCAAAGAUGACAUAAGCAUAUCUGAGCCGGUAUCUGACCAUCAACUAGAAAAGUCUGUGCGAAAAGUGUUACACUAUAGUGUGAAAACGAAUAAACCAACUUUCAAAAACCAACUGUAUGGCGGGACUGAUCCGUAUGGCCUUGCGGGGACUUGGAUCGCUGAGGCCUUUAAUACUAGUCAAUAUACAUACGAAGUGGCCCCAGUGUUCACUUUGAUAGAAAACAAAAUGUUGAACCACAUUCUCAAGUUAUUUGGUAUCCCCGAUGGUGAUGGCAUUUUCAGCCCCGGUGGCAGUAUAUCUAUGCUGUAUGCUAUGGUUGCAGCUAGGUUCAAAGCCUUUCCAGAAGUAAAAUCAAAGGGAAUUAGGAAUCUGCCAGAAAUGGUUAUGUAUUCAUCGGAGAGCUGUCAUUAUUCUAUAAUGAAAGCUGCGCAUUGGCUUGGUCUUGGCACGGAAAGUGUUCGGCUAAUUAAAAGUAAUCAAUGUGGACAAAUGGUUAUAGAAGAACUUGAAAGGGCUAUGAAAAAUGACAUAAUUAGUAAUAAAGUACCAAUAAUGGUCAAUGGCACUGCCGGCACUACAGUUUUGGGGGCCAUAGAUAACCUGGACAAAAUAGCUGAUAUCUGCGCUGAGCAUGGUGUUUGGAUGCAUGUUGAUGCAUGUUGGGGAGGCAGUCUAAUGCUAUCACAAAAGUUUCGAACGAAAUUAAAAGGAAUAGAGAGAGCAAACUCCAUUUCAUGGAACCCUCAUAAAAUGGCUGGUGCACCUCUGCAAUGCUCCUUAUUCCUUUUGAAGGAAAGGGGACUAUUGCAUGAAGCAAAUUCAGCUGCAGCGCAGUACCUUUUCCAACAAGACAAGUUCUAUGAUGUCCGUUACGAUACAGGAGACAAGAGUAUACAGUGUGGAAGAAAGAUAGACGCAUUCAAGCUGUGGAUGAUUUGGAAGGCGCGAGGUGAUAUAGGACUGAACCAAAUGACAGACUAUAUCAUGGAGUUGGCUGAGUUUUGUUUGGAGACAGUUGCCCUUAGACCAGGAUUUCGUCUCGUGUCUGCUCCUUUACAAUGCCCUAACGUAUGUUUCUGGUAUAUACCAAGCUUUAUGCGGCACCAGGCUGAGGAUGAGAAGUGGUGGGAGCUGAUGCAUAAGAUAACGCCAAAAAUCAAAGAAAUCCUGAUGACAAGUUCACGUAUGAUGAUUGCUUACUCCCCUCAUAAAGAACACAAAAACUUCUUCCGACUCGCCUUCACCUUUCAUCCAAAACUUACAGAGAAAGAUGUUAUGGAAAUGUUACAGGCAAUAGAGGACUGUGGAGAAAUGACCACAAUUGAAAAUUUGUAAAAAUAUCGCCAAUAACGCAGUGUAUUCAAAAUAGGUGAAAAACUUAAAAUGCUCACUUGAUUAAUACCUUCUAAUUUCAGUACUCUCAAAUCUCUAAAAGUAUUAAUAUACUUUAAUAAUUUAAAUAUAUGUAUUUGAAUGUAAGUAAUAAUCGAAAAUGGUUAAAAUUAAUUAUUGUUUUAUAUUAAAAAUACAUAUAUACUGUUUAAAAACCCGUUCUGUCACGAAGGACUAAAAACAUAUAGAGAGUUAAAAGUUUCCCUAUUGAACACAAUUAAAGAGUUAAUUUAAAUAAAAGCUUUCAAAAUAUGA